Molecule: messenger RNA, 11742 nt
Organism: Cololabis saira (Pacific saury)
Lineage: Eukaryota; Metazoa; Chordata; Actinopteri; Beloniformes; Belonidae
Product: bone morphogenetic protein receptor type-2-like
Exons: 18
Coding region: 1414-4710 (1098 amino acids)
Biological process (GO): protein phosphorylation; vasculature development; BMP signaling pathway
Cellular component (GO): signaling receptor complex; plasma membrane
Molecular function (GO): transforming growth factor beta receptor activity; ATP binding
Source: RefSeq, a predicted model, not a curated record
UUGUAUUGGUAUUUUGUAUAAGCCAUGCAGGCUGGUGUCAGUGGCUGCAGGAAGUGGUCAUGUGGCCUGGUUGAUGUUAGGUUCUACAUUGUCUGGGGGCAACAGCCAUGACCUUUGUCUAAUCAGGAUUUAGUUGCAAGCAUGUGGCAUCCAUCACGUUUUUGAUAAUCGAGAAGGUAUGAUACAUAUAAUGGGAAAUAUAAUUGGAUAUCAUCUGGACGGCAAAGAUAUAGAACUGAUAUAAAAAAAGUAUAUAUAAAAAACUGAUAUAAAAAAGAAUAUAGAUAUAAACUGAUGAAAAUGCAUCCCCAAGGCAGCAAGUGUAGGCAGAAGAGCAGUGGGGCCAAAACAGAGCCCUGUGGGACACCUCAGGACAGUGGAGAGGGGUCUGAAAUCAGCUGUGGAGACAGUAGAACUUCAAAUGAAAGGGAAUGUGACAUUUCAUAGAGCUGACAGCCACGCUUCUUACUGCAAGUGCAGUAAAACCUCUGAGAAGUAGAAUGAGAUUCAUUUUUUUUAUUAAUGGGGAUCAGAUGAAAGAUGCAGGAACGUGAGAGUCCAGCUGCUUCAUCCACCACUGACAUGCUGCAUCCACCUGCAGCGUGGUGAGGUGAUGUCUUUUAGUUGGAAAGUGAAGCUCCCGCUGUUAUACCUCGCUGAUGUUUUUGUGACUUCACUGCCGUGUCUCCCUGUGGAGGCAUAAAGGACGCUUGGACACACGGAUGAACACAUGCCUGUUGGGCGUCUCACGUUGGUAAAUCACAUUCCUGCUGAUUGACUUUGCGAAGCGCUGCUUCAGUCCCGGAGAUUGAGAACACGACCCAGGACUCUAACUUUUACUUUAGCACUGAAGCACACACACACACACACACACACACACACACACACACACACACACACACACACACACACACACACACACACACACACACACACACACACACUGUCGUCAGGCUGUCUGAGCUGGUUUUGUGUUGUUGCGAUGGUGAUGAUAAGACUCAGACACACACUCCACCCUCCGCUCGCUGUGAGUGUGUGUGUGUGUGUCAGUGUGCGUGAGUGUGUGUUUCCAGCAGACUAAACACAGAGAUGCCGCCGGCUCCGACUGUCCAAGGAGGGACGGCCCGGAUUCCUGGGAGCUGACGCCAGCGCCCCCCCACGUGUACUCACACACAAAAACACACGCACCCCCGCGCUGUGGAGGAAUUCUGGUCUCUGAGGAAGUGCAGACCUGGACGUGGUUUCCAACCAGAGGAUGGAGAGGAGAGACUGUGUGCCUUCACCAACAGCCUGCAGGGGGCGGAGCCUGCCUCCGCCAAUGAGCUACGAGGGGUUGUGCUGGAGAAUGGCACCAUUCGCUGCAGCCGUGGCUCCCGCUGCUAUGGAUUGUGGGAAAAAAGAGCUGACGGCGAGAUGCAGCUGUUAAACCAAGGUUGUUGGACUUAUGUUGGCAACCAGCAGGAGUGUCACGGUGACCGCUGCAUUCUGGUGACGGCGACGCCUUCACAGAUUCAGAAGUCCAACUACCGGUUCUGCUGCUGCAGCCACGACCUGUGCAAUGUCAAUUACACCGAGGCCCUGCCCACCCCCGACACCCCCGCCCUGAGGCCCAUGAAGAGAGACGACCGCAACAACAGCCAAGCAGAUCACAAGCUGAAGCAAAAGGAGACAGCGCUCAUCGCCCUGGUCACCGUUGCCAUAGCAGCCAUCGUCAUCAUGGCGCUGUUCCUGGGAUACCGCAUGUUGAAAAGGAAGCAGAAACAAAGUCUUUCCGCUGUGGACGUGAUGGAGGCAGCGAACAUGGAGUCUGCAGUCGAGCUGGACAACCUGAAGCUGCUGGAGCUGAUUGGUCGAGGUCGGUACGGAGCGGUGUUUCGCGGCUCCCUGAACGAACGCUGCGUGGCCGUUAAAGUCUUCAGCUCUGCCAACCGCCAGAACUUCAUCAACGAGCGCGCCAUCUACCACCUGCCGAUUCUCCAGCAGCACGACAACAUCGCCCGGUUCCUGACUGCCGAUGAGAAGACGGCGGCCGACGGGCGCCCGGAGUUCCUGAUCCUCAUGGAGUUCUACCCCCACGGCUGUCUUUCUCGAUACCUGUCUCUCCACACGGCGGACUGGUUGACCUGCUGCAGGAUGACUCACGGAGUGACCAGAGGGCUGGCCUUUCUUCACACUGAGCUCCACAGAGGAGACCAGUACAAACCAGCGGUGGCCCACAGAGACCUGACCAGCAGGAACGUCCUGGUCCGAGCCGAUCUGUCCUGCGUCCUCGCAGACUUCGGUCUGUCCAUGAGGCUGACGGGAAACAGGCCCUGUCGCCAGGGAGACGACGACACCGUGGCCAUAUCUGAGGUGGGGACUGUACGCUACAUGUCUCCAGAGGUUCUGGGUGGAGCGCUGAACCUCAGAGACUGCGAGUCAGCGCUGAAGCAGGUGGAUGUGUAUGCGCUGGGUCUGCUGUACUGGGAGACCUUCAGGAGGUGCUCGGACCUCUUCUCUGGUGAAGCCGUCCCAGAGUACCAGCUAGCGUUCCAGGCCGAACUUGGGAAUCAUCCGAGCUUUGAGGAUAUGCAGAUGCUGGUGGUUAGAGAGAAGUACAGACCCAGAUUUCCUGAAGCCUGGAAGGAGAACAGCCUGGUGUUGCGGUCGCUGAAAGAGACGAUGGAGGACUGCUGGGACCAGGAUGCUGAGGCCCGACUCACCGCUCAGUGUGCGGAGGAGAGACUGGCUGAACUCACACUGCUGAGUACACAGACUGCACUACACAACCACAGGAAUCUGUCCCAUAGCCGGUGGUCUUCUCUGGUGGGGCCUACAUCCUCCUACAUCGAGGAUCUCCAGGGGGGGGUGGUCAAAAACCUGCAGGGAGACGGGCACCCCGCAUCACUUGUCAAGACGAGUGGACCAGAAGGUGCGGAGAAGAACAGGAACUCCAUCAACUACGAGCGGCAGCAGGCCCAGGCUCGCUCAUCUGCUGCAGACUGCAGCACGCUGACAUCCACCACCCCGACGCCGGCCACCAUUCUCUCCACCAUCUCUGAAAACCAACCUCCUGGUGGCGCUGUGCCCAGUGUUCCUAUCUGCCUGCAGCUGACUGAGAAAGACCUGGAGGCCACCAAGCUGGACCCAAAAGAGGUCAGUAAGAAUCUGAGGGAAACUUCGGACGAGAACUUGAUGGAGCAUUCACAAAAGCAGUUUGGUUCAGAGCCACAAACCACCAACCUGCUGUACCACCAGCUUCUGCACAGUACCGAGGCAAACAGAGCAGCGUUGGCUCCACAGGGCGAGGAUGGAGGGGUGGACAGCCUUCCGCCUCCCUCCCUCCAGCCCCUCCCUAAACAACAGAACCUGCCGCAGAGGCCGACCAGUCUCCUCCUGCUCCCCAAAAGCAAAGAGGCCGGAUCAGUCUCCUCUCGACUUAAGACGGGGAAGCUCAAGUCAAACCACCAACAGGUGGAAACAGGUGUUGCUAAGAUGAACACAGUGGCAGUUGCUGCAGCUGCAGAGCCCCACCUGGUUACCACGGUUACAAACAACGUAAACACGAAAAGUAGCACUGCGAAUGGGAACGAGGGCCAGCCGCUCCCCAGCGGCUGCAGAGCCGGAGUCCCAACGCUGGUGACGAACAGCAUGAUUGGAGGAGGGAGAACUAAUCCUGCAGGACCGCAGCUUGAGGAGGAGGAGAAGGUGGAGGCAGGGAUGAGCCGAGGAGCAGACAGCCACCUGAAUCUGCUCAACUUCAGUCCCGACGAACACGAACCUCUUCUGAGCAGAGAGCAGCUGCCUGCUGAGAGCGAGCCCAUUCCUCGCCUCCAUAACCGGCACCAAGAUGGAAACGUCUCCUCAGCACGGGGCCCCAACUCCAACAACAACAACAACAGGCUGGCGUUGGGUUCAGAGGCAAAGGUCCACAACUCUGAAAGGAACACGUGUUCAGAGAUCGGUCAGCGUGGAGGUGUCGUCAGACCUAGACCUGAACCACAACCUCACACCUCAGAUACGGGUCCAUGUCAGAAAGCUGAAGAAACCGCGUCGGCUGAGGUGGAAGAUCUGGAAAAAGUAUUUCCAGAAGUCUCAGAAUCCCAGGCGUCACAGGAACAAGAACUUGAGGCCAAGGCCUCAAGUUCAGAAGCUCUUAUUUCAGACGCAUUAACCCUCGAUCAGACUGAAGGACUUCCAGCAUCCCACUCAAGAGUUUCACCUCUACAGGUUUCAGCCUCAGAAUCUUUGGAAUCUGCUGUUGCAGUAAGUUAUGUCUCAGAGCCGGCAGAUCUUCAGAGUCUGGAACCUCUAGCGCCAGGUCUACUUCAGUCCCAGAUGAGACAGACUAAAGCCCGGAGACCUGAGCGUCCCUGUUCCCUGGACCUGUCGUCGUCAUGCAUCUCAUCAGAUGACGUCUCCAUGGCAGACAAUGGCAGUCUAAGUGCUACGGGAGAGAAAAUAAAACGCCGCGUGAAGACGCCAUACACUCUGAAGAAGUGGCGCCCAGCCUCGUGGGUUGUUUCUACGGAUACGGCUCUCGACCCGGACUUCGACUUCAACAUCUCUACUGGUGACAGCAGUCAGAUCCACUUCUCCUCCGGUCUUCACAGAGCAGGAAGCAUUGGGUUCCCCAAAAUCAAUCAGUCCAAAUCCAGCAUGGCCGUAUUUCUGGUCGGAGGAGGAGCCACAACCAAAACCUCCGAGCCUGAUGGGAUGACCCGCUUCUGAGAUGGGCGGUUUCUUCUCUGUAAGAAGAACUGCUUCAUUUGUCAUUUCUUUGCCUUUUUUUUUUUAAACGUGAGACAACAGUUGCAGCAUUCGUCCUCUCCAGCAGUAAAACUACAGCUCGGGUUUAACGAGAGACGCCGGAACUGAUCCAGAAUGGACGAAUUUGAUGUUUCCAUCCAGUUGCGCAUCACUCUGAAUCAAACGUCUGCAGCACUUCUUCAUCAGACCAGUCUCUAUCAGCUGGUCUGGAGCGUGAUCAGGUGGUGGUCAUCAACGGAAACUGAAUUGGAGGAAGACGACGCAAACGAACCCCCAGAAACGUGUGACUGACACGUUUAUCCUACCUUCUGAGCAAAAACUACUUCUGAGUAAAAACCUUUAUUAAAUUGUGGACGGUUUUUUUUUUUCAAUCUUUUCUAAUGUGGACAUUCAAGACGAGCACGAAGAGCAGGGAUGGAGGACUGAUUUGUCCAGGCCCAUCCAUCAGACUUGUUUGAGCAUCACAAACACCCCGAUCCCAUGAGAUGGUUCCCUUCUUUCAUGAAUGUUUGGGCCCCUCCAUCAUUGGUUCUCUCCAUGACAAUCAGAACCACCCAGGAAUCCAUUUUUUUUAAGUGUACUUUAAGUCUCUGGCUGCGUGGCCUUUGACAAAGUUCUUCAGGAGUUCACCAAUCUGAUUUAGUGAGGCAAAGGAAGUUUCCAGUUCCUCGGUUUAAGGUUGUUAAUGGAGUCUGAGCAGUUCAGACCUGAAGUAUCUUCCACGAGGCGUCCAGGUGAAAGAGCUCUCCAUCAUUUGGCUUCCUGAUGUGGCCGGUUGCGCUGUUGGCCAGAUCUGAAGGGUUGAGGAAGCCAAAGAUCCUCUGGACAUGAGGGGCCAAAUGUAGUGCUGGUUAGCAAGUGGCUAACUUAGCUGUAGUUUUACACAAUACUAGCAGAGGCCAUCUUAACAAGAGACGAUUUUCUCAAUCAGGACUUCCUGUUUCCCAUGAGACAGUCCAAAACCAGUGCUGGUCCGUGGAGUACAUCCAGUUUGCAGAGGAGAUAUAUUUGUUUUUAUUUUCCAAGCUGAACUUUGAUUCAACUGCGGGUUGAGUUUGAAAUGCUGUGAUUUAGUUAGUUUAGUUAGCCACAUCCUAACCAGCGAUGCUAUUAGCCCCUGCUGUCCUAUAGACUCGGAACCACGACCCAAAUCCAUCGCCCCCUCCUGUUAAGGUUAAGGAGGACGACCUGGAGGAUUUCGCCUAAACUCAUGAACGCCGACGGGACUCUAGACUGAGACCCGAAGUCCAGUCUGGUUGGGCGAUGGUUUACUCGGUAUGCUUCUGAAUACCCAAAUGGACCCAAGUGGACCUUUAUCCAUCUAUAAUAGACAUAUUUAAUAGAAAAGUGUUCGCUCGGAUACAAGGCCCCCAGAAGACGCUGAUUUUACUGAAGGACUGAACUCAUUGGGGUUUCAGAUCACAGUUUGUCGGCGGAGAUGAUGAGCUGUUGGUUUGUGACUGUGGUUUGUGGCUCAUCGGCAAGCAGAGAUGAAAACAUCAUCCAUAUUUUAUUUUAAGCAUUUCUAUGUAGCAGUACCAUUUCUGAUCUGCUGCGUAGACAAAAGCCUGGUUCAUGCUUCUCCGUCAACUAGACGCAAAAGGAACAUCGGCGCCGCAAUUCCGUUGACCUUUUGAAGCCCUGUGUUGAGGUCUACGCAUCACAAAGUGCUGCGAAACUAAUCUCGGCCAGAACGGUCGAGCGCGUCGGGUUUCCGAAGGAUCUUUAGUGAAACUAGGUGAAACUUGAGUGUCAACAUCCUGGUUUGGCUUUCCUGUGAGAGAGCAAGAUGUUGGGGUCACAGCAGAUGCUUGAACGGGUCUCGCAGAAGGGAUGGAGCGAAGAGGAAAGUACCGAAAAUGAUGCAACACAGUGGAUCAACCCCAGCACUUGUGUGUCGUCGUGUUGAUGCGUAGUCAGAAAAUUUUGGAGGUCUUGAUAGAGACACUCCGUCGAUUUGACAUAGAAGCACGAAUCGGGCUUGAAGAGACACAACGCUGUGCGGGUGAAUGAGGACGGUCCUUCACACCUGUAAUACCACUUGGUCCCCUUUGAGUUGCACAUCGUUGUGUCUCACACCAGAGGAGCACACAUGAGCAUUCAUGUGAUACGCUGCCCUCCUGUGGUCAGAAGUGGUACUUCCACACAGUGAGGCUUUAAGCACUUUAAUAAGUCUUAUUUAGUGAGCUGAUAUAACAGAUACCUGGUGCAAUUUUAGUAGUAACACUAACUCGUUGAGGACCUUCUUCUAUCCUUGAUUUUCUAGUGUCUUUGUUUGGUGCUUCUGUCAUUUGAGUAGGCGCGUUUCCUUGAAACAGUAACUCCAGCUAUGCAGCCAGCUCAUGGUGGCUCCUCCUGUCCGUUUGGCUCAUGCACACAGCAGAUUGACGGAUCUGUCGGAUCAAUCUGUCAUUCUUUUAGUUUGCACUUUUCUUAGUGGCAGUCUCUCCAAGUUCACGUUGAAUGCCUUGUAAAGACCAGAAGGAGGAUAGGAGUUCGUCAGACCCUCAGCCGUGCACGUCCUCCUCCGGCCACAGCGCGGAUGAAGGCAAGAAGAUCUUGUGUACUUUAAAGAACAGCAUGAGAUGGUGGAGAUGAAGCGAACCUCUGAACUGUCAGCAAGUGGAAGAAAAGAUCAGUUUCAGUUGGCAAAAAGAUGCCUUUGAAGACCUCCAAAGUUGUCUUAUUUACAGUUCAGUCCCUGGCGCAGCCGGCUGCUUUGACAGUCGGCUUAAGACUUAGUUUAAAUAGUAAAAUAGUAAAUAAUGUCUAGUAAAUUCAUCUUUUAUCCACAUGAUCCAAAGCACUUUAAUGCACACUUUAAACUGCUGAAUAUGAGGCAUUUGGAUGAAUCCAGACAUCUACAUGUUGGUCUGUGGGAUCGGCUCGUUACGUGAGUCAGUCAUUGCGGUUUAGAACAAUUUACAGUUUUUAUUACAUUAUUUAAGAGUUAAAUCUGUUUUCAGUAGUUUUUUGUUUAAGAGUUGAUGACUCGAUGCAGCGGUGCCAUUUCUGACCACACAGGGGCGUACAGAUCUGUGUUGACGGGCCUGCACGCCCGGUAAUACCACGUCCUACCACUAGAGGGCCCCUUCGUCAUCGCUCGGGGGGUGACAUGGACUUUCUAUGUGCUGCCCCUGUGUGGUCAGAGGUGGUACUGCACCAGAGAGGCUUUUAUAAGCAGGCUGCUUUUAUAAAUGCGAACUGUGAUCUUUUAGAUGUCUGUUUAUGUGGCACCUCCAGAACAGCUCCGUUAGGUGUGCUCCUGCGGGAUAUUUAGCAACGCUUAACACGUUAAAUGUUCUCGUUUAUCGAUGUUACCGUCAACCUCUACAGAAACAUGAGAUAUGCCUUUUAUCAUCUGUGUUGAUGAUAUCUGUGUAUUUUCUACAUUUUGUACUGUUUUUGGAUGUGCACGUGUGUGUUUCCCAUCAGCAAAGGUUUGAGAGCAGAUCAGCACAAUGUUGUCCAGAGCGGAACAAAACUUCAGAAACAGGGCCGAGUGUUCUUCUCAGAGACCGGUUCUAAGAUGAAGAACCACCACAGAGUUCUGCUCUCUGGAGUCAGGAGCGCCCGUACGUGACUCGGCACAAGCGGUGGUGUCACCGGCUCUGGUUCUGAAGGAGUUCCUCAGCUGGAGCGUGUUGACAAGAUCCGGGUUCGGAGUUAAAACACGUCCUGGAGCGUUGCUGGCGACUCACCGAACGCCGGCGUCAGUGAUGAAAACACAACAAAUGCUUACGUAUGAAGCCCAGAAGAUGACAGAAAAUGAACCUCUGAACCCAGAAUCCACCUGACGUUAUUCGGUGUUUCAUCCGUGGAAACGUGCUGCUCAAGUGCUCUUUUCAAAUCACCUGCACAAACGAGGCAGAGCGUCCAUCCGAGCGCUCACCGCCACCUCAGAGGACGUAGUCACGACAGAUGGAGUCCAGGUGUCACCAGACUUUUAUGUGACAGGUUUUAUUUUUUCUGAGAAUUUUUGCAAAACACAGAUUGAUGUUUGAAGACGUUUGGACGGCCGUGUCGUGUGACUUCCCUCGUGUUCGUCUCACAGCUUUGAGUUAGAGCUAUCUCGGUGCCCCUGCGUCGCUGACCGGUGGCUGAAUGGCUGCAGCACUGCUCCUCAUCACGGCUUCUUUAUAAACAAACCUAAUCAGGGCCGUUUCUAGCUUUUUUGGUGGCCUGAGACAACAUUCUGGCGGUCACCAAUGCUGUCCAGGUGAUCAUGAUCUAACCUGCAAGUAGUUGCUGGCCCGAGGCGAAAGCUCACCCUCAGCCCUUCCUUACCCACUAUACCAGGGAUAUUCAAUUGGCGGCCCGCGGGCCACAUGCGACCCGCCAGGAGCUUUUAUGUGGCCCCUGGUCAUAUUUAAAAAAAGGGGGUGUUUGUUGAAAUUUUUUUUUUUUUUUAAUAAUAUUUUUAUAACUGGCUACUAUGGACUAAAAUGGUUGUGCUCAAUGCUUAAUAUAAUAUUCAAAUAAGGAAAUCUUGUUGGAAAGUGGUGCUUUGUCAUUAUGGCGUGUUAAUAAAAGUAGGUCAAUAUCAAUUUCAUUAAGUUUGCACAAUGCAUGGUUUCAAAAUGAACUUGCAUUCAAAAUAAUAUUUCUUUAUCUGAAUAUUAUAUUUAACAUUCACAAUUACUAAAUCUGGAGACAAUGAAUACAUAAUUCAUAUGUAAACUAGAUAUAUUCAAAUGUAUAAUACAAAUGUAUUAUAUUUACAUAAGUCUUCGUCUUUGAGUGCAAAAUACAUUUUGAAAACCCCCACAUUUUCAAAUUGUGCGGCCCUCUCCAUACAGUCCUUUUGCAGAUGUGGCCCCCGGCCGAAUCUAGUUGAAUACCCCUGCACUAUACCGUCAUCGUACCACCAAGGUUUGACUUUAAUACAAUUCAUAAAAUUCAAACAAAAUGCCAGUUUCUCCUUUUAUGCGUGUAAUUGCUCCAUUUUGUAGCCAAACCCUUUAAGAUCCCUGGAGAUGUAUUAACUUGUUACACUUGAAGGAGAAAACUGACUGAAAGAUUUGUGACUCUUGUGUAUAAAGUCAAGACAGAUAAGCCUGGAUAGCUAAUCUAAAGUUAGCUGCAUUUAACGCGGCGGUGCACGAGAGCGAUUCAAGUGGGGUUGAUGUUAAAAACUAAUGAUAUUAUGAGCCCAGAAAACCUCUCAGACCCACAUGGUUCAUAAUUGAGCGAUGGUUUUAAUUAGCGUACUUAUUCAUGCGGCGACAGAGAGGCGGGUUGUGUGUACGGAUGCUGGAGGGACGCCCUCUGGUGGCGACACGAGUUAAACGCAUCUGUAAGGUCUGCCGGUGGCAAGAAACAGUUCUGAAUCCACAUUUUAACGCCAAUGAAGUGAACUAAAAUGGAGCUGGAUAAUAUAUAUAUGUAUGUCAAGUUUUAUAAUCGUGGAAAGAAUGAAACUAGUGUUUAACAAAUAAGAGGUUUCCAUGAGUUUAUUUAACCUGCUGCUAUAACUGAUGAAGUGGCAAAAAGCACCUUUGUCUGGUGUGUUUCCCUUUAAAGUUAAUGACUGUAGCUCAUAUAUUCAUUAUGAUGUUCAUUAGAAUCUACAUCUGUAUAGCCGCAUUUAGGAUUAUUAUCUAUCACUUCAGCAUGAAACAUCACAUCACUGUAAGUUUAUUUAUCUUGUUUGUCAGCAGAUGAAGCUUUGUGGUUUAAAGGGGACUUGUUCUGUUUGUUUCCACUGCUUUUAUUCUGGAAGUCAGAGCAGUUUUUGAGGAUUUACCUUUCAAAAUAAGACUGAUUGAUCUUUUAUGGGUUCAUAAGGCAACGCUUCCCAUCCAGAACGACCCAUUUUAGCUGCUUUCAAUUUAUGAAUUUUUAAGUGGUGACUUAAUAAAUUAUCAGAUUUACGAGAAGAAGAAAAAACAACACUUUCUGAGUUUAUUUACAGGAAAAUCUCAGAGUUAAACUUUAUAAACUUGAACGUUUACAAGAAAAACAUUUAGAAAUUCUUACUUUGUAAAUUAAAAGAUUAAUGAAAGAAAUAAAAAUGUUAUUUUGUGACCUUUUAAACACAAAUUUAGGAGAAAUGUCAUACACUUUGUAAACUGGAAAACUUCAUGCAAAAGUUCUGAAUUUAACUAAAAAAACUUUUUUUGAGUUUAUUAUUAAAAAACAAUUUCUUAGACUAAAUUCAGAAAUCUCCUGAAUUUAUAAAAAAUAAAAAAGUGAACUCGUUAAUUUACGGGAGAAAUUUGAAAUUCUCUUUUUAAUUAAAAAAAUAAAAUAAAAAAACAAUUCAGGAUUUCUGACUUCAUAAAAUCACAAAUUUGCAAGAAAAGCCUCCAGAACCAAAACCAUAACCAGAUGUCACAUUUAUGGGGAAUGUUUAAAUUGGGGAUUAAAAAUUGCAUAUUUAGGAGACAAUGAACAAAGACGGUGGAGCUCCAGCACCUCCUGGUGGUCUCCCUUGACAUCUGCACACAUUCAAAUGCCUCUUUAAUUAAAGAAAACAUCUGUGUACAGCAAACCGACAAACAAAAGAGAUUAGUCGACUCCCUGGCAAAGGGAAAUGCAAAACAAGUCCCCUUUAAGCGUGUGUGUCCAUGUCCCUGUGUGACGCCGUGGACAGGAGUGUGGGCGGUUUCUGCCACAGCUGUCAGAGCCCAUGUAGAUAAAAAUAUUGACCUGCUGUAUGAUGAUUCGGGGAUGUUUAAAGGUUUGUGUGUCGCUGAAUAUGUUGUGUACCAGUUUGAACUCUGUGUGUAUUUAUGUACCAUAGUUUUCCAGUAGUGUAAAUACUCUGUGUACAUUAUACUUUCAUAUGGGACCAACUACCAGCGCUGUAUUAUUGUACUCUGUCAACAUGUCAUAUCUCCACCUGUGCACACAGGCCUCCUCCCUGCAUGCGUCCCUCGGAUUAUAAAGCAACGGUUAAGUUUCAUCCCGUUGUCCUGCAUUUCCGCAUCAAAGAACCGCUGAAAUGUCACAAGCCUGAGUUCAACAUUCAAUAAAGUGCAGAGGAUCCAG